CAGCCCUUAAUUGCCACCGUAGUCUUUCACCCAUCCUAAUCCUCUUUUAUCGUCGUCUUAUCCAUCUUACCCCCCUUCUAUCCCUCUUCAAUCCCACAACACUCGAUUAGAAACCAUUCACCCCCCACCCACCUCAGGACUAGUCGAAAUCACCCACCACUUAGAACGCAAAGCGCAUCAGCCAUGUCGAUCGAGCAGCAGAACGUGAUCGUCCGUCUCCAGGAGGUCGCUGCGGCUAUGAGCCGCUGCGCUGUCGCUAUAGAGGAGUCGGUGCGCGCCAACCCCGCCGCCGUCGCCUACGCACUCCAGCACCCAGCCAACAUGGGUUCGAUCGAGAACGGCGCCAUCCUCGCUCAGAGCCUCGCCGGGCUCGUCGCCGCGGACAGCGUCCCAACCACCAAGAAGCGCUCCCGCAAGGAGAAGAAGCCAAAGGACCCCAAGGCCCCCAAGCGCCCGCCCUCGGCUUAUCUCCUCUACCAGAACAGCGUGCGCGAGGGCAUCCGCGCCGCCAACCCCGGCAUGCCGUACAAGGACGUGCUGGGCGUCAUUGCCGAGCAGUGGAAGGCAUUGAACCCCGACGACCGCAAGGUGUACGAGAACGCGUACUCUCUCGCGACUGAGGACUUCCGCAAGCGGGACUCGGCGUACAAGAUCGACGGCACAAUCCUGCCCCCAACCCCGGGCAUCGCCACCUACGCGGAGGCUAAGGACGCGACUGAGUCUGAGGAGAGCUCAAGCGAGGAUGAGCCGCCCGCCCCCGUCGCGCCCACACCAAAGAAGGACAAGAAGCGCAAGGGCGAGGCAGAGGCCAAGACGCCUAAAAAGGCCAGCAAGAAGGGCAAGAAGGACUAGGCCAGCGAGCGAGUGGAGCGAGCCUCAAGUUGUACGGGGCACUGUGCAGAUCAGCCGCCGUGAGGUGGAUCAGAGGAGAUCCAUCUACCAGUCGUGUCAUUUAUUGUCGAUAAUUCGUCCCUUAGGAGUCUUCGUUUUUGUUGGAUUGUUGGUUUGAGCCAUGCAGAGAAGCUUGCUGGCGCGAAUGAUGUAUGCAUGCAAGAUGUGUGCGCAGUAAGAUGC
Molecule: messenger RNA, 1074 nt
Organism: Cutaneotrichosporon oleaginosum
Lineage: Eukaryota; Fungi; Basidiomycota; Tremellomycetes; Trichosporonales; Trichosporonaceae
Molecular function (GO): DNA binding, bending
Source: RefSeq, a predicted model, not a curated record